AUGGCGAAAGAUAAAAAGGAUAAGAAGUCUGCGGCGGCGGCGAAAAAAGCGAAGAAGGAAGCAUCGCAAGCCAAGAAAGCGGAAAAGAGUACGAAGAAGGCAUCGAAGAAGGCGAAAGAGGAGGACAGCGAUGUCGAAGAUGCGGAUCUUGAUGCCAUCCUUGCCGAGUAUCAGAAACAGCAGGAGCAAUUCUUGAAAGUCACGGAAUCGGCCUCCGAACCUCCUACUCCAAGGUCAUCAGCCACCAUCGUUGCAUCGCCGAGCAAUAGUGCUGAAGUGUUCCUUUUCGGUGGCGAGUACUAUAAUGGUGCUUUGGCGACAUUCUUCAAUGAUCUGUACGUCUACAAGAUCAACCACGAUUCGUGGCGAAAGGUCACGUCGCCAAAUUCUCCCCUCCCUCGAAGCGGGCAUGCCAUGUGCCCGGGAGGCAAUGGCGGUGGCAUCUACAUGUUUGGAGGCGAAUUCUCGAGUCCUAAGCAAGGCACCUUCUACCACUACAACGACUUCUGGAGACUGGAGCCAAGUACGCGAGAAUGGACGAAAUUGGAAGGCAAGGGUGGCCCUCCCGCUAGAAGUGGCCAUCGCAUGACCUGCUUCAAAAACUACAUCGUCCUCUUUGGUGGCUUUCAGGACACGAGCCAGCAGACGAAGUAUUUGCAGGAUGUCUGGCUAUAUGAUACACAGAAGUUCACAUGGCAUCAGCCGGCAUUGCCACCCGCUUCUGGAAAGCCAGACGCCAGAUCCUCUUUCUCAUUCUUGCCGCAUGAGACUGGAGCAGUGAUAUACGGAGGGUACUCACGAGUCAAGGCCUCGGCAUCUGCAGGCAAGACGAAAGGCAACAAGCCUGGAGCUUCGCGUGUCAUUAUGAAGCCCAUGGUCCAUCAAGACACAUGGUAUCUCAGAAUCACUCCCCCGGCAUCGGACGCGCCUGCGAACACCCUACCGACCGUGCGAUGGGAGAGGAGGAAACGACCUGUCAAUGCUCCGAAUCCUCCUCGCGCAGGUGCUACCAUGGCCCACCAUAAGGGUCGAGGCAUUAUGUUUGGAGGUGUGCACGAUGUUGAAGAGAGCGAAGAGGGCAUCGACAGCGAAUUCUUCAAUCUUCUUUACGCCUAUAACAUCGACAGAAACAGGUUCUUCCAGCUCAAUCUCCGAAGGCCAAGAAGUUCGGCCAAAAAAAUCGCACCAGCCGCCGAACGAGGAAAACGUGGUCGAGGGAAGGCUGAUGAAGAAGAGCUUCUACGGAAUCUGGCGCUCAUCGAAGGUAAAGGCAAUCUUAACGACGACGAAGAGAAAUCCAACGGCGGUCAUUCUAGCGACGAGGAAGAGCCCAACAAGAUUGAGAAGCCGACCAUCUGGGAAAUGCCUCAUCCACGCUUCAACGCCCAGCUCACAGUUCAAGAAGACACGCUAUACAUCUACGGAGGCACGUACGAGAAAGGAGACCAAGAAUUCACGUUCGAUGAAAUGUGGGCGAUAGAUCUCGGCAAGAUGGAUGGUGUCAAGGAAGUCUUUAAACGAGAACUUGCAGACUGGCAAGGUAGUGAAGACGAUGAGAGCGAAGACGAAGAGGAUUCCGAAGAAGGCUCCGACGAGGACGAAUAUUACGAAGAAGAAGUUCCAGAACCCACCACCCCAGCCACAUCAAUCACAGACGACGCUUCAAUCGCCGCAACCGAGCCAUUCGCCAUCGAACCCGAACAAUCAACAUCAAGCUCCAAAAACGACAACCUCCCCAUGCCCCGCCCCUUCGAAUCCCUCCGCGCCUUCUUCACCCGCACAUCUCACUCAUGGCAAGAACUCAUCCUCGAAGCCAUGAAGUAUGAGCGAAAUCCCGAAGAGAAAUCUGUGAAGGAGAUUCGAAAGGGAGCGUUUAGUCGUGCGGAAGAGAAAUGGUGGGAUGCGCGGGAAGAAGUUCAGGCGAUGGAGGAUGAGCAGGAAGAGGCGGGGAUAAGUGAGGUUGUUAGUUUGGGGGAGAGGGGGGGUGGGGAUGGUGGAGGAGCAGGGAGGAGGAGGUGA
Pseudocercospora fijiensis CIRAD86 is the source of this 2019-nucleotide messenger RNA. RefSeq lists its product as uncharacterized. NCBI's taxonomy places the organism in Eukaryota, Fungi, Ascomycota, Dothideomycetes, Mycosphaerellales, Mycosphaerellaceae. Gene Ontology annotation, molecular function: protein binding. The coding region runs from base 1 to 2019 and encodes 672 amino acids. The record is from RefSeq and is a predicted model, not a curated record. The transcript has a single exon.